AUGUGGGGAAAAAUAACCUCUCAUAUUGGAGUAUGGUUUGGAUUAGAGGAGACGGAACGACCAAUGAGGGCAUCAUGCUCAUUAUCAAUGAUACAUCAUCCACAAUUAACAACUAUCACCACAAUGUCUCCCCAACGAAUUCAGGACGUCGACGGCUCGCCGAGCACCCGGAAGUCAUCUUCAAUUUUCACACUUCGUCGUAGUCGAAAUAAGGAAAAGAAAUACAAGACGAAUGGAUCCAAACAAUCUCCGCUCUCCAAAAAUGGCAGCACCGAGAUGACACAGUCGUGGCACUCGAGCCAGGUCAACGGAACGACGUCUUCAGGGUCCGGAAGCACUCCCGAGCAUCAUAAUAAGAAUAUUUUUAGUUUUUUGAGCCGCCAAUCCCGCUCUCGCUCGAACAACCCAUCAGAAACCCUUUCCACAACCAAAACCUCGCCAUCCACAAUGCCACCUCCACCAUCGAGUAGUACGGUGGCCGACUUUACGCAUCUUCGAAAACGUCGGCCACGGUCGGCUCACUACGAUCCGAAUACGAUAACGUUGCCGGCGAAAGAGGAAGUGACGCCACAGGAUGUAAACGACUUGUAUAGAAGAAUCGAGAAGCUGGGCGAGGGAUCUUAUGCGACAGUUUAUAAGUGCGAGUCAAAACUGGACGGAUCCAUCGUGGCGCUGAAAGAGAUCAAACUCCAAUUCCAAGAGGGUCUUCCAUUCACAGCGAUCCGUGAAGCGUCGCUUCUCAGAAACCUCCGUCACGCCAACAUUGUAUCCCUCCACGACAUCUUCUACCAACACCAUCAACUCACAUUCGUGUUCGAGUACAUGAAAAUGGACCUGAGCAAGUAUUUGGAGCAAAAUGUGUACGGAUUGGAUAGUAUCGAUAUCAAACUGCUGCUGUUUCAACUCUUGAGAGGUCUCGAUUUUUGUCAUAGGAAAAAGAUUUUGCACAGAGACCUAAAACCCCAAAACCUGUUGCUAGACGAUGAUGGUGUCCUGAAGCUGGCAGAUUUUGGUUUAGCCAGAGCAAAAUCGGUGCCUAGCCGAACGUAUUCUCAUGAAGUGGUUACGCUAUGGUAUCGUCCGCCGGAUGUGCUCAUGGGAAGUACCGAUUACUCGACUUCACUGGAUAUGUGGGGCGUCGGAUGUAUAUUCGCCGAGAUUUGUACCGGGACCGCGCUGUUCCCGGGAUCCAAAGAUUCGCAUUAUCCAGGAACCAAGGACCAGCUGGAUAUGAUUUUCAGUAUUCGUGGCGUGCCGGAUGAGAAGAAAUGGCCAGAGGUCAAAAAUCUGCCGGCGUACCAGCCAGAACUAUUCCCCAGAUAUCGGGAGUUGUCGUUCAUCGCAGUGAAUCCAAUGUUCACAAAGAUACUGAAAACUGGACAGGAAUUGUUGGGAAUGUUGUUGCAGCUCCGCCCCGAAUCCCGAGUCUCAGCUGCCAGUGCGAUGCUCCACCCGUAUUUCGCCUCGUUCCCCCGGGAAAUCCAUCUUUUGGCACCAAAUCAAUCAAUAUUCCGUCUGAGAGAACUUCGAGAUCUUCGAUCAUUAUAA
Caenorhabditis briggsae is the source of this 1548-nucleotide messenger RNA. Gene Ontology annotation, biological process: protein phosphorylation. Lineage: Eukaryota; Metazoa; Nematoda; Chromadorea; Rhabditida; Rhabditidae. The record is from RefSeq and is a predicted model, not a curated record. The transcript has 10 exons. Gene Ontology annotation, molecular function: cyclin binding; ATP binding; cyclin-dependent protein serine/threonine kinase activity. Gene Ontology annotation, cellular component: cytosol; nucleus; cytoplasm. Bases 1 to 1548 code for a protein of 515 amino acids.